Molecule: messenger RNA, 738 nt
Organism: Enterobius vermicularis (human pinworm)
Lineage: Eukaryota; Metazoa; Nematoda; Chromadorea; Rhabditida; Oxyuridae
Source: the annotation of a GenBank genome assembly
AUGGUUGAAAAGAAAGGGAAAAAUACACUUUUUCCAGAAAUUGAUCAGGCAUUGGAUGUUUUGUGUGUUUAUAAGAAACCUUCAGCUACGAAUCCUGGCAUUUUAAGGAAAAAAAUAAUUUUGCCUCAUCCUUACUACAACGAAGAUAAUUGUACCGUUUGUCUCAUAUUGCGUGAUAUAGAAAUUGCAAAGUCUAGGAAAGAUUCUGAUGUUGAUAAGGAUGCUCGUAAAUGGGAAGAAGUUUUAUACACGGAGCAUGGCAUUACGAGGAAACAGGUACAAAAGGUAAUUGUGUUCUUUGUUAACCAUUAUUCCGGUGUAAGUUCCUUUCUGACUAUCAUCUUGGCCAGCUAUAUUUUAGGGAAAUUCAAAAUGUUUCGGGGCUUGCAACGUUUAUUUAUUUUUAGAAGUUUGCACAUAGGGAAUUUGAGCCAGAUUAGAACGGAUAUUCUCGACAACAUCCAAGAAGCUGUCGCUCGUUUAUUCGAAAAUUGUCCUUGUGGGAAGAAAAAUGUUCGCAGCUUAUACUUACGAGUAGCUUGCGAUGGACAGUGCUUGCCCUUGUAUAUUGAUCUCGGUAGCGCAAAUAAUGUAAAUAUGCCUAAGGCAACAGCAAAGUUCAGAGCAAAGGAGGAAAUAAUAGAGGAAAUCUCCACUUUGCCCGAUGGUCUUGCUGUGAGGGUACGGCGAGAUGGCAAAAUUCGUGUUGUGGAUUCUGAAAUGAGCAUACUUUUCUAA